Molecule: messenger RNA, 1794 nt
Organism: Chlorocebus sabaeus (green monkey)
Lineage: Eukaryota; Metazoa; Chordata; Mammalia; Primates; Cercopithecidae
Gene: TMEM17
Product: transmembrane protein 17
Biological process (GO): non-motile cilium assembly
Cellular component (GO): ciliary transition zone
Source: RefSeq, a predicted model, not a curated record
GCGCGGCUCCCGGGGCCUGGAACGCGCUCUGAGUACGCCGGUCCCUUCAAGGUUGCGCGGGCUCCCGACGAGACCCGGCCCAGCCGGGCACCCCCGCGCGCUCCCGGAUCUCGCCGGCCUCGCGCCGGCCGGUUGCCAUGAGAACCACGGAGCCUCGGAACGCCCGCAGACUAGCCUGUAUCUGAGGGGGCGAGGGAUACCGAGGGCCAGGCAUGGAGCUGCCAGAUCCGGUGCGCCAGCGGCUGGGAAACUUCAGCCGGGCUGUGUUCACUGAUUCCAAUCGGACCGGUCCGGAGUACAGUGAGGGUCCCGAAAAUGAAAUGGUCUCCAGUUUGGCAUUGCAGAUGUCACUUUAUUUUAAUACCUACUAUUUCCCACUGUGGUGGGUGAGCAGCAUUAUGAUGCUUCACAUGAAGUAUUCAAUCUUGCCUGAUUACUACAAAUUCAUUGUGAUCACUGUUAUCAUCCUAAUAACCUUAAUUGAAGCCAUCCGGUUGUAUCUGGGCUACAUGGGUAACCUGCAGGAGAAGGUUCCUGAGUUGGCUGGCUUUUGGCUUCUGAGCCUUCUAUUGCAGUUACCUUUAAUUCUUUUCUUGCUCUUUAAUGAAGGCCUAACAAAUCUGCCCUUGGAAAAAGCGAUACAUAUCAUCUUCACUCUCUUCCUUGCUUUCCAAGUUGUUGCAGCAUUUCUCACCUUAAGGAAAAUGGUUAAUCAGUUGGCAGUUCGUUUCCACCUCCAAGACUUUGACCGGCUCUCUGCAAACAGAGGAGACAUGAGAAGGAUGAGGUCAUGUAUAGAAGAGAUCUGACCCAGUGUUGAGUAAAAAUCUGACAGAUCAUUCUAGAAGACUGUAAGAGUUAAGAAAAUAUAAGAGCUCUAAUACGAAAAAAGGGACAAAGCAAUUGUUUUGUAUACACUCUCACUCUGAAAUUCCAAGGUUGGGGGCAAUGAUGAAACUUUGUACAAUGUAUGAAUCAGUAUAUUAGCCCCAAAACCUAGAUGUUGUCCACCUGAUGCCAAAUUUCUUAAUGUUUUUUGAUGUUGUCUUUUUCAGGAGUGUAGAAAUGUAUGUAUUGGUGGUUGUCAUUUGCCAGCUCUCCUGUAGUAAUUCUGGUUAGAAUUUGUAACUAGAGAUGUGUACAUUUCUUUAAAACUUGUUGGUUGUCCGUGUCUUGGCUGUACAUAUGACCAUGUUUCUUGACAUGGAAAUGCCAGUCAAUGUUCCUAUGUAUCUGACUAUAUUUAUAAACCAAGAGACCCGCCAGGCGCAGUGACUCACACCUGUAAUCCCAGCACUUUGGGAGGCCAAGGCGGGUAGAUCACGAGGUCAGGAGAUCGAGAUCAUCCUGGCUAACACAGUGAAACCCCGUCUCUACUAAAAAUACAAAAAAAAAAAAAAAUUAGCCAGGUGUGGUGGCGGGCACCUGUAGUCCCAGCUACUUGGGAGGCUAAGGCAGGAGAAUGGCAUGAACCCAGGAGGCGGAGCUUGCAGUGAGCCAAGAUCAAGCCACUGCACUCUAGCCUGGGCAGCAGAGCAAGACUCUGUCUCAAAAAAAUAAAUAAAUAAAAAAUAAACCAAGAGACCAAAUUUUCAUGUCUGCUAGGGUUAAAUUCUAACCCUAAUAUUAGCUGUUAUACUGAGAUUAAGAAGAAAACAGGUGGAUUGCCUUGGUAUUUAGGAAAUAUUUUUGUUAUAAAAUUAUAACUUUCAUAAAACCAUAUUCAGUAUUUGUAAUAGUGGUAUACAAAAUGCUUUUACAAUAAAUUAUUAAAUAUUUAAGGUAUCAACAACA